GUGAUGGCAGGUUAGGGGGUUAGGUGUGUGCCGUCAGGGUUGACGGUCCUCUUAUGCAGAGGUUAGAAUGGAUGAUGGUUUGUAUGGGAGGGUUUGGAUAGAUGACCUCAGGAAGUCCCUUCCAGUCCUGUGUCUCUGUGACGCAGUUAUCGUGUGCAAGAGUGGGUGACUACGCCUGAAAGCUUGCUGAGAACUUUUUUCCAACUACUCAGUUGGUCUAAUAAAAGAUCUCACAGCUGCUCAACGGACCUUGCCUGCCAGAGUGGGAUUAGGGAAGAACAUGCUUUAAAAAGGCAAAAAUGAGUGGAGCAGUGAAAUUCUACCACCGGCAAUUGUGUGAUUUUUCCACUGGAGAGCAGCAGAAGCUCACAUUACGCUUUCCUUUGUUUGGACUUGUCCAGAGGCAGUUACUGAACUUAAAAUGUGUCUGCAUGGUUCGUUUAAAUCCACCGAGCUGGUGCGACUGCAGAGAGGGAAACUACAGGAGGUGCAAGGUUGAAAAGGGUUUGGCCAAGUGUUUUAAAGAUGUAGAAGAGUUAUGUUCCUUAAGCCGGUACCACAUACAAGUAUGGCCAGCCAAAAAAAGGGAGCCUGAGAGUGAAUUACGAAGUACAGGGGCACGCAGCUGACCUGUUUACUAGUCCAAACUGCAGAAAACAAGAUGACAUUUUCAGUUGUAAUCCCAUUUUAGGCCUAAUUUGGCAUGUUUUUAAUACAGCAAACUUUCAUUUAAACCACUGGAUCACACCCUUGAAUACAUACCAGAAAUGGUCUUUCUUUAGUCUUUGUCCCUGGAGAGAGCACCUGCAGCUGUCAUAUGUUUCCCCGCCUUUGCUAUUUCCUUGGCAAGGGACUGUUGCGAGGAGCUGACUUCCAGGAUUUCUCUCAUCUUUCAAGUGACUGUUUUACUCAUUGCACAGCUGUUCAAACCCGUGGUGACACCCACUUCUCAUGGAUCUUCUACAUGGCUUCACUAAACCUUGCAGGGAUGUCACUGAUGGCAAAGUGGCUCCAUUACGCCAUCAUCCAGACAGUCUUGAAGAGGCACCUUCCUGACUGAGGAAUCCUAACCCAUCACUAUAGCCGAAGAUGAGAUUGAGUUAAAAACAACUCAGAAGCUAAAAAUCAAGACUUGAAUCAACAUUUAUUACUGAGCUGUGUGGAACAAUGACUUUUUUGGACUUACAUGGGGGAGAAAAGCCCCUGACCAAAGACUUGAUGCUGCAAACCAAAUGUCUGUAAUGCCUCAAAACUACAGAAAAAUGGACAAUGGCCUCCGUUUCAGAGCGCACUUUCAUUGCUAUCAAACCUGAUGGAGUCCAGCGGGGACUGGUGGGAGAAAUUAUCAAGAGAUUUGAACAGAAAGGAUUCAGACUGGUGGCCCUGAAAUUACUGCAUGCAUCAGAAGACCUUCUCAAAGAACACUACAUUGACCUGAAAGAUCGGCCGUUCUAUGCUGGUUUGGUUGAAUAUAUGCACUCUGGACCUGUUGUAGCUAUGGUAUGGGAAGGUCUUAAUGUCAUUAAGACUGGCAGAGUGAUGCUGGGGGAAACAAAUCCAGCAGAUUCUAAGCCCGGCACUAUCCGUGGUGACUUCUGCGUUCAAAUUGGCAGGAACAUCAUCCAUGGCAGUGAUUCUGCAGAAAGCGCGGAGACAGAGAUCAACCUGUGGUUCACUCCUGAGGAACUGGUUGAUUACACAAGCUGUGCUCAUCAAUGGAUUCAUGAUUAAAAGUUAGCCUGUGACUUUUAACGUCCCUUCACUCCAAUAAUUAUAGAUCCAGAAGCCAUUUGUAAUACCUUCAGUCAUUUCAAAGUAUUCCCAUAUAAACCGUUGGAAAUUUCUCUCUCAUCUACCUUGUGAAUAUUAAGGGUAAUCAAUGUUAACUGCUGCUGCUCUGAUUAAAAA
This is a messenger RNA of Gavialis gangeticus (Gharial), 1908 nucleotides long. RefSeq names its product nucleoside diphosphate kinase A-like. Gene Ontology annotation, molecular function: nucleoside diphosphate kinase activity. The record is from RefSeq and is a predicted model, not a curated record. Gene Ontology annotation, biological process: UTP biosynthetic process; CTP biosynthetic process; GTP biosynthetic process. The transcript is spliced from 6 exons. NCBI's taxonomy places the organism in Eukaryota, Metazoa, Chordata, Crocodylia, Gavialidae. Bases 1270 to 1731 code for a protein of 153 amino acids.